UCAGCCUCUGUUAGACGCUGUACAUAAGCGCAAACGUCGAUAUGUCGUUCUUUUUUGUGUCAUCAUUAUAACUAAAGCUUUCGCACCGUUGUGUUCUCCGUAAAAUGAGCCGCUUUCGGUACUCGGUACUACUCAUUUCCCUGCUCGUUUAUACAGUUGACUGUGAUAGCGCAGUAUCAGGGAUAGACAACGCAUCUUCCGCCCUCGGUACCACGCAGAACACGGACAUUAGUAAAAGAACUUGCUCUAAGGAUCAGUAAACUCGACCCAGAGAACGUUUGAAGUCCCUUACAGGAGCAUGCAAAUUGAAGCCUUCAACACCACAUCCGAUAGGACACCGCUCUUCCACGCACCGUUGGCACGUCUGUUACGCCAUUAUUACGAUUCCGCUGCAGUGAGCGUCGAGCCAAAUACUGGUUGCCUGUUUGUUACUGUAAAACUCUCUAAACCGUACAAUGACAAAGAAGAACCUGUGCGAGAUUACGUUUCAAAUGAAAUUUCGUCCAGAGUGGGCCUUUUCUCCAAGAUCUAUCCGUUGAAGCUUAAAUUUUUCCUGGUGGGGUACACGGCUUACGGCUCCAAGCAAACAAUUACAACCACCGGAUGGCAGCCCAUGACCAGCUAUUCACAGUCGGUUACCCUCACAAUGAAUAUGUCUUGUCCAGGGGACGUGGCAUGGAACGAAACGCUGUCCGCGUUGCAAAACGACCCUGCGAAUUUUGCAUCGCGUCUGUUUCUUGCCUUCGCACAAACCGCCCCGACAGUUCGCUCAGCACCGAUGUGCAUCGAUACAAAACAUCUCCCGUACGACGCGAUUAUCAACGCCUCUAUGGAACGCCUUUCAACCGGACAGAACUACGUGUACAUGCAACCCAGUGAUUACACCAAUUUCACGAAAACCCUCGUUGCAAUAGCCGUUGAGAAGAUGCUGGACAAAAACGAGUUCGUCGACGAAGACGAAAUGGACAAAUUGGUCAGCGAAGUGUCGGUCCUUUUUCCGUUUAGCACCACCACAAGCGACAACUUCACGGCGGAGAUGUGGGCGGCAACGAUUUCGGCGACCGAGCGGGCAGAUAUAAAGUUGCGCCGAUUGGAUGACGUUCUCAGCAGAUACCGUACUUGGGUGAGCCUGAUGGCUGCAGGUGGAAAAUGGGCUCACUCUCUCGCACCAGAUCUGUUAUGGCGUGCCUUUACAGAGGUGAGGCAGGACAGCAGAAUGGAUGUCAUCGACGGAAAAGCUGUACUGAAAGCGCUGCCCAUGUAUCGGGUGAAUUUGGAAGUGCUCCGUCUAAAUGCGCCGGUAUGCAUCGGGAAUGUUUCAUUCACGCGCAUUAGUGCCGAAUAUACUGGUACGGCACCAGCGAAUGUCGAUGAAAUCGUGUUGGAUGAUGGAAACACUCUGAAAUGCUCUAAUGGGAACGAAUGGAUUGUUGCGGAUUUGAACAAUUUCCGUUGCAGUACGUUCAAAACAAAUUCGACCACCACUUUGUGAUAAUUUCAAUGCUUUCGCACAUCUGUGUUGGCUAGUCUCACCUCUUUGUGACAAGUUCAUGGAGUUAGUCAUUUACGAAUAAAAAU
Molecule: messenger RNA, 1578 nt
Organism: Paramacrobiotus metropolitanus
Lineage: Eukaryota; Metazoa; Tardigrada; Eutardigrada; Parachela; Macrobiotidae
Exons: 3
Coding region: 299-1492 (397 amino acids)
Source: RefSeq, a predicted model, not a curated record